AUAGUAGUCAUUCCCGGCUUGUCUAUCAUUUAAUGAAGUACAUUUGAUUUUGGAUAUCGCCGUAAUUAUAAAAGAGUCCUAAAUAUUUUUGAUCACCAUGAGCCGCGAAGUGUUAUCACCUCCUGUCCAAAAGAUGAGCCAGAAUCGGCGCUAUAGAGUCAACGUUGUUCACGACGACUUCGGUGGCGACAAGUGGAAUGGUCAAAACCAACGGAAUAAACUAGAGUACAAAGCCUACGAAGAGCCGGAUCUUUAUGGUGAUGAUGAUGAUGACGAGGACGAUGCGGUUGUCAAAUGUAUUAAGGAGUCAGCAAAUGGCGAUUUUAGUCUUUCCAUUCAUGUGUCCAAAUCAUUUUACGGUGGACUAAUUGGCAUGAAAGGAUCUACGAAGCGCCGCAUAGAGGAAGAGACCCGUACAGAGAUCUUUGUUCCGCGUCCGAACGAUAGGUCAAACGAAGUGACUAUCAAGGCCAAGCAACGCAGUCAAGUAUGCGCUGCACUGCGACAAAUCCACCAUCUUGUAGCCUCUUUACGAAAAAAAAUGAAACCGACACACUUUUUGGCCGUGGCUCUAAACUCUGGAGAAGUCAAGGAGCGUUUUAUGGAACUAAAGAAAUGCAUUUUGGAGGCCGAGUUGCCAGGCAUCGAUAAGGAGCUUUUCACUCCGGAGUGCUGCAUUCAUCUUACCUUAGGCGUCUAUGUGCUGCUAGAUGACAUUGAACGCCAAGAAGCCCUGAAGAAUCUGGAAUCAUGUCGUCGUUUACUGGAUGGCCUUAAAAUACCUUUCCAAAUUAAAGUUAAGGGCCUGGAGAUUAUGAACGACGAUCCAAGCUCCACUCGCAUUCUGUAUGCCCGCAUCGAGUCUCCGGAUCUGCAAAAGUUUGCGGAUCAGUGUCUGGCCCACUUUCAGACUACAGCACUGUGCGCUACAGACAAUAUUGAACGUGAAUCCAUUAAACUGCACAUGACGGUGAUGAACAACCGCUACCGCAAUAAGGCAAAUAAAUCUGGUAACAGCUUUGACGCUCGCGAGAUCCUCAAGCGCUUUGGAGACUUCGAUUUCGGAGUAGCCCAGUGCCAGGCUGUACAUCUGUGCGUAUUGAAUUCGCGCUCCGAGGAUGAGUUCUAUAAGAUAAGCGGUAGUCUCGAAUUCUAAGAAGAAUUGAAAUAGAGCUUUAUUUAAGUUUUUAAUAAGAACAUUUAAAAAUGUCUUUUAACAAAUAAAAGCCUAGCUAACGG
Drosophila melanogaster (fruit fly) is the source of this 1239-nucleotide messenger RNA. RefSeq lists its product as uncharacterized. Gene Ontology annotation, cellular component: cytoplasm. Gene Ontology annotation, biological process: regulation of gene expression. The record is from RefSeq and is marked reviewed. The transcript is spliced from 4 exons. Bases 98 to 1156 code for a protein of 352 amino acids. Gene Ontology annotation, molecular function: nucleic acid binding; RNA binding. NCBI's taxonomy places the organism in Eukaryota, Metazoa, Arthropoda, Insecta, Diptera, Drosophilidae.